Geodia barretti is the source of this 287-nucleotide messenger RNA. The record is from the annotation of a GenBank genome assembly. Lineage: Eukaryota; Metazoa; Porifera; Demospongiae; Tetractinellida; Geodiidae.
ACAGUGAAUUGUGGGUACCAGUGGAGGAAAGAAGAAGAAUCUAGUGAAGGCAGUUUCUGGAAGCGGCAUGCAGUGAAAUGGUCAUAAUGGAGAGGGAUCAAAGAGACGGUGGUCUCACGGACUGCCAUUCAAGAACCCGUUCUCUCGCAAGAAGAGUGACUCUGUGUUGUAGCCAUGCAAGCCAUGCUUUCCUCUGCAUAUACAUACACAAUUAAUACAGUACAUGGCAGCCUCCCCUCACUUCACAACUUUACCGUAUUUAUUGAUAAAACUUCCAUCCAUGAUUA